UGUCCGGCGGUGCGUGGCCGGAGCUGGGCUCGCGGACUCCGCGGCGCUGACCCGGGAGGAGGCGCGCCCCGCCUCGGACGCCGGCCCUGCAGGUUUUCGCCUCCAAAGUUCGUCGCGAGGGAGUAGCGACAAGGAGAACAGGACUGGGGCGAGGCGGCGGCGGUGCGCGUCUCUCCAGGGCGAGGCCGCCGGGCGGCCGGCGAGGCGCGGGGAAGAUGCUCCAGGUCCUGGUGCUUAAGAUUGAAGAUCCAGAUUGCUUCUGGGUUAUUAUAAAAGGAUGUAGUCCUUUUUUAGAUCAUGAAGUUGACUAUCAAAAACUAAAUAGUGCCAUGAAUGACUUCUAUAAUCGCAUGUGUCAAGAUAUAGAAAUAAAACCACUAAAGUUGGAAGAAGGGCAGGUUUGUGUGGUUUAUUGUCAGGAACUAAAGUGCUGGUGCAGGGCAGUUAUUAAGUCAAUCGUGUCUUCAGCAGACCAUUACCUCGCAGAGUGUUUCCUUGUGGAUUUUGCUAGAUACGUUCCAGUGAAAUCCAAAAACAUCCGAGUUGCCAUAGAAACUUUUAUGCAGCUUCCCUACAGAGCAAAAAAAUUCAGACUGUACUGCACAAAACCUGUCACAUUGCACAUUAACUUCUGUGAAGACAGUGCUGAAAUUGUACGGGCCAAGAAGUGGGACAGUGCAGCUAUUCAGUACUUCCAGAACAUCCUGAAAGCAACUACCCAGGUAGAAGCCAAAUUGUGUGCUGUGGAAGAAGAUACUUUUGAGGUUUACCUUUAUGUAACUCUAAAAAAUGAAAAGGUUUGUGUUAACGAUGAUCUGGUUGCAAAGAACUUCGCUUGUUAUGUGUCGCCCAUGGAGAAUAAAAACUUUGAUUCUUUGGAGAAGCCAAGAUUGAAUAUAAAGUCACCAUCCUUUUCCAAUAAGCUCAAUCCAGCACUUACUCUUUGGCCAAUGUUUUUGCAAGGAAAAGGUUCUCAAAGGAUGGAAAAGUCAUGUGGUUUAACUUUUCUAGCGGAGUCUUUCCAGCAUCCGUGGCCCCAGGGUGCGGGUGACCUCAGGCCAACCAGUAGGAUCCUGGAUAAGACUUUAAAAUGUAAUGUGGAUUCAUUGAAAGGUUCACCUGAAAAAGAAUCUGAAAAGAAACAGCAGCACAUCUCCUUGAAAGAUGUAAAUAAGUGUGUUGAAUCUUCAGUGUGCUGGCCAACAAAGAGAGGCAUAACCAUAUAUGCCAAUCCAGACACAUCAGCUGCAAGUGCUUCAUGUCAAAAGUCAAGUGAGAAGCCACUUAGAUCAGCUGAGAAGAAAGAAUACAAUGAGAAGAAUGGCUGUGUGAAAUUACUGCAGUUUUUAAAUCCUGAUCCUUUAAGAGCUGAUGGAAUCUCUGAUCUGCAGCAGUUGCAGAAGCUGAAGUCGUGGUCCCAGCAGACCAUGGCAGUUUUGCGAAAAAGGGUUGAGCCCUGCUUGUCCAUCGAGACAGCACCACUCUCAACAGACCUGAAAAAGGCUCUUCAAAGAAAUAAGUUUCCAGGCCCCAGCCGCACUGAAUCUUACUCUUGGCCUCCCAUAGCACGUGGCUACGACGUGGUGGUCAUUUCUCACUGUGGAAAUGACCCUUUGUUGUACCUUCCACCAAUGCUUACAAUUCUGCAAACAGUCGGCUGCUACAAGUCUUUGCCAAGUAGAAACGGACCUCUGGCAGUCAUCGUGUGCCCUGGGUGGAAAAAGGCCCAAUUUAUUUUUGAAUUAUUGGGAGACUAUAGAGCGUCCUCCAGGCCUCUUCAUCCUGUGUUGUUAACAAUCGGACUCCACAAAGAUGAAGCCAAAAAUAUGAAGCUUCCAAGGGCGUGCGAUGUGAUUGUUGCAACACCACAUAGUCUCCUGAGACUUCUCCAGUAUCAGAGCUUAUUAUUUCUUAGGCUCUGUCACCUAGUUUUGGAUGAGGUGGAAGUAUUACUCUCUGAAGCUAAUGAGCAAAUAUUUGCUAUAUUAGAUAACUUUAAAAAAAACAUUGAAGUUGAAGAACGGGAAUCUGCCCCACAUCAGAUAGUUGCAGUUGGAGUUCAUUGGAACAGACAUAUAGAGCAUUUAAUCAAAGAGUUCAUGAACGACCCCUACAUUGUGAUCACGGCCAUGGAAGAGGCUGCCCUCUACGGCUGCGUCCAACAGGUAGUGCAUCUUUGCUUGGAAUGUGAAAAAACUUCUACUUUACUCCAGACUCUUGAUUUCACCCCAGGUCAGGCAGAGAAGACCUUGAUCUUCACCUGUUCUGUAGCCGAAACAGAAACAGUGUGUAAGGUGGUAGAAAGCAAUUCCAUAUUUUGCUUGAAAAUGCAUAAAGAAAUGAUUUUUAAUUUAAAAAGUGUUUUAGAACAGUGGGAGAAGAAGUUAAGUUCUGGUUCUCACAUUGUAUUAGCCUUAACAGAUGAUUGCAUCCCACUCUUGGCCAUCACCGAUGCCACGUGUGUUAUUCACUUCAGCUUUCCUUCCUCACCAAAAAUUUUCGGUGGACGCCUAUAUUGCAUGUCUGAUCAUUUUCAGAGUUUAACUGAACAGGGUUCUGCCGAACAGGGAGAUAAAAAGACCAAAUCUGUCUUGCUGCUGUCGGAGAGAAAUGCCUGCCACGCAGUUGGGGUCCUACGCUACUUGGAGCGAGCAGAUGCCAAGAUCCCUUCAGAGCUGUACAAGUUUACUGCGGGGGUUCUGGAAGCCAAAGAAGAUAGAAAAGCCAGAAGGCCUCUUUGUCCGUAUCUUAAGGCUUUUGGUUUUUGCAAAGACAGAAGGAUGUGUCCUGACCGGCACCGUCUUAAUCCAGAAGUAGACAUACCAAGGAAGUUAUCCAGCCAAACUCUACCGGUGCUUGGAUACAUAAAAAUAAUACCCUUUUAUGUUUUGAAUGCAACACAUUACUUUGGUCGUAUAGUUGAUAAACAUGAGGAUCUUUGUGCAACUCUUAAUGCUGAGAUGAAAGAGUAUUUUGAAGACUCUAAUAAUAAAGCAACUGUUGAAAAGAUGGAGAAAUUUGGAUUAUAUGGGUUAGCAGAAAAAUCAGUUUUUCACAGGGUUCAGGUGUUGGAGAUGAGCCAGAAGGAGGACACAUGGGCCCUGGAUAAUGUCCUUGUGAAGUUCAUAGAUGAAGGCAGGACUGGGCUCGUCACAAGAGACCAGUUGCUACACCUCCCAGAAAGAUUCCACACACUGCCCCCCCAAGCUGUGGAGUUUAUCGUCUGUAGAGUGAAACCUGUGGACAAUGAAAUUGAAUGGAAUCCAAAGGUUACUAGGUACAUUCAUCAUAAAAUUAUUGGAAAACUGCAUGAUGCAAAAGUGGUACUGGCUUUAGGAAAUACAGUUUGGAUUGAUCCAAUGGUGCACAUUACAAAACUUUCAAACUUGAAAACUUCUGUCAUUGAUUAUAAUGUUCGAGCUGAAAUUUUGUCAAUGGGAAUGGGCAUUGAUAACUCAGAACAUGUAGAACAACUGAAAAAAUUAUACAAAGGAGCUAAAAUGCCAUCUUCUGAAGAAAGCCUGAACCAGACCCUGAUACCUUCUUCCAGAGAAGACAGUGCUUGCCUGCCGAGCACAUGGCAAGAGGACAAGGGCUCGGAGAAAGGAACUGACUCCAAGACAGACUCAGAAAACCAAAAGCAUGAAACUUUACCGGAAAACACUGGAGGUGCUUCCAUCAACAAAACUACAGAGCCGCCGAAAAGCUUCCACCCACAAAUAAAAUGGUUCCAAAAAGAGGAUGUGGUCAUACUGAAGAUAAAAAUAAGGAAUGUAAAAGAUUACAAAUGUAAAUACUUUAGAGAUAGAGUCGUUUUCAGUGCCUGGGUAGGAGAGAAAUUUUACUUGGCUGAUUUGGAGCUGCAAGCCAACAUAAUAAAAGAUGAUUGCAAAUGCAUAAUUAAAUACGAUGAACCUGUAAUCACUCUUGCAAAAGAGCAAAAAGAGUCUUGGUGUGGCUUACUCAAACAGAGGAAUCCAAAUGUGGCUUUUGAUUUUGAUCACUGGGAAGACUCUGAUGAGGAUAAGGAGGAUAGCCACUUUGCCAAAGUUGUAAAUUCUAAAAACCUGUCCUGCAGUGUGGCAGGCUUGGUUGAGACCAGUGACAAAAGUUCCGAUGAAGAUGAAAGUGAUAGUGAAUGAGAAUGUGAAUUAAAACCUGGAGAGCAGCCAGAGGGUUCUGACCAGAAAUGGAUAUUGCUGUGUGACCAGAAGCUAAGAAGACAGGCCUUUUUUCCCUCAAGGAUCAAGCGUUACUGUCACCUUGCGGCACUGGGAUUAGUAAUGCUGAGAAAUUCUUAACUGAUAGAAAAAUGAGUUGAUGAUGAGACUCUGGAAGGAAGGUGGAAGCAGAGACACUGUGAGUGCUGGGCUGUCCUGCUGGUCGCCUGGUGUGAAGCCUACCUUGACACUCAGGUUAAGUGAUGCAAGCCAGGCAUUCAGGUAGUGAACUGUACCACCUGGGCUUCAUUGUUAUUUUUUCAUCUGUGUUUGGUACAUUCGUAAAACCUGAUCUUGCACAUAUAAAUUGAGAUUUCUUAAAAUUCAUACUCUGCACUGCUUAACAGACCUCAGCGGCUUCCCUGGUAGCUCAGAUAGUUAAGAAUCUGCCUGCAGUGCAGGAGACCUGGGUUUGAUCCCUGGUCGGGAAGAUCCUCUGGAGAAGGAAAUGGCAACCCACUCCAGUAUUCUUGCCUUAGUUCCAUGGGCAGAGGACCCCGACAGGCUACAGUCCAUGGGGUCGCAAAGAGUCAGACAUGACUGAGCAACUAACACUUCGCUUCACUUUCAGCCAUGAGUUAGUUGGCAUUCAACAUAACUCUGUGUGUGCUAACACUCCUAGUAGUCUUUACAUAUUGAUAGCCGGUUACCCAGGGUAAGCUGACAUCUUGCGAAGAGACAGGCCAAGGGUGAGAAUGGGCUCGCCUCAGCAACAGCAGCCUGACCAGGGCUUCCUGGAGGUGAAGCUUCUGAAGUGCCCUCGAAACCUGCAGCGUCCGGGACAAAUGGGACACAGGUCUCUCUCCAGUGGAAACGGAAGAGGACUUGUGCCUGGAGGUAACGCUCAGAGUACCUGCACAUGGCGAGCCCUGAAAACAUUCAUGACCUCAUCCUGGGGGGAGGCUGCAGCACCCACAGUCACGAGGUCAUCAGGAAAUGUGCAUUUGUCCUGAGCACUUAAAUGUGGGAAUGCCCAGAGCCUGGCUUUCCACGUUAACUGGAGAAGUUAGACAGGCAAGCUGUUGGCAAAUAUACACCCUGUGCAUUGCUUCAGUGUGGGUCUGGCAGCUUUGCCUAGAAUCGGAAAAUAACAUGAUAGAACAUGACCGUUAGGACAGCCCCCAGAAUCUUUAUUCUUUUUUACACAUCAGAAAGCACAGGUGCCCACGUUUGUCUGUGUCCCAGGUGUGAAGCACCACCUGAACGGGAGGUAACCUUUGUCAUCAAGCUGUCAUGUCCCAUGAGCAGGCGUGACCGUCCUUUUGCUCUCAGUUUCCUCAUCUGUAAAAUAAGACGGCCUGCUCCUUGGUGGGCACUGCCCAGCGGUGGGGCCUGGAGUGCUGCUGGGUGGAGGCAUGCCGCUGCCUUCUGAGGGGAGGUGUGGUGUCCAGCCUGGGCCGCUGCCAGAGUCGCAUCCUUGCCGCCACUGUGAGCCCGUGGUUCACUGGCACAUGAGGUACACUGGGGGUGAUUGUCCUUUUUUCCUGGCUGAACUGGGCCGGCUCUUUGGGAAGUUGUGGUGUCUUUGCUGGCAGAGGUUCUGGUCUGUGAAGCUCUUGUAACAUUCUUAUCCCAUGUACGUUUCGGUAAAUACAGCUUUCACUCCCACUGGGGAGGCCACUGGGUCGGUGGCCAGGCCUCCUGAGCUGCACUGGCUUUUGCCCUGAGGUUGUUGGGCACCUGCAGUGUAUGCGCCAUUGUAUUGUCUCUUUCAUAAGACGCAACACAUAAUAAUAGCAAGCAGUAGAGCUGCACAGAUGUGUGCCCAGGUGAAAAUGAUGGGGUUUCCUAUUCUCAGAGAAGAUGUAACACUGAUUCUCGUUCACUAACAGCUGAGUGAAAGUAUUGGGCAGAGGAUGGCUACAUGUUUAAAUUUCAGUUUCUUUUUUCAGACAUUUAAAUUUACGACUAUUUGAAGUUCUGAAUUACAUUCUGUAAGAUACAGGACUACUUGCUUGUGAAAUGUAAACAAUUACUAAUUGUUUUUUGUUGUUGUUCUCUACUAUUAAUACAUACUGAUUUCAUGUUUUGGAAUGUUUGGGGAGUUUCUGAAAUGCGUGGUAAAAGUACCUUUGUAUGCUUCAAAAAUUGCUCAUGUUCUUAGUUUUGGUGUGAAAGUCUUUUGCAAUAUAUCAAUAAAAUUUCAGUGUUUUCAUGGAAA
Molecule: messenger RNA, 6381 nt
Organism: Dama dama (fallow deer)
Lineage: Eukaryota; Metazoa; Chordata; Mammalia; Artiodactyla; Cervidae
Gene: TDRD12
Product: tudor domain containing 12
Exons: 32
Coding region: 216-4142 (1308 amino acids)
Biological process (GO): germ-line stem cell division; transposable element silencing
Molecular function (GO): ATP binding; metal ion binding; nucleic acid binding
Source: RefSeq, a predicted model, not a curated record